AUGCAGCCCGCCCAAACCAACCAAGAGCUGGAGGAUAUCUUCAGGGAGCUUGGCAUUUCUCAGUAUCUCGACACGUUUGUGGAGCAAGGCUUUGAUACUUGGGAAACCAUUCUCGACAUUCAAGAGUCUGAUCUUGAUGCUUUAGGUGUCAAAUUAGGACAUCGAAGAAGACUUCAGCGGCGAAUUGCCAACGCAAGGGGCAUCGAUCCCAACAUCGCACUCUUAUCAAUAAAAUCUAACCCAGAAGAAUCAAAACAUGAUGGGGUUAAUAAAAAGAGAGAUCCUCCUAAUCAAAGUGGCGAUAGUGUCGUGACGAAGCGCAAAUACCGCCGACAUCCGAAGCCAGAUGAGAAUGCGCCUGAACGACCCAUGUCCGCGUAUGUACUCUUCUCAAAUAAGUUGAGAGAAACCUUGAAAGGUGAUCGCAGUCUCUCAUUCACCGAAAUAGCGAAGCUGGUCGGGGAACAUUGGCAGAGCCUUCCAUUAUCCGAGAGGGAGGUAUAUGAAGCCCAAGCAAGGGCGAGCAAAGACCGAUACUACCGAGAGAUAACAAUCUACAAGCAGACAGAGGAAUUCCGCAGGUAUAAUCUUUACCUCGAUGAAUUCAAUGAGAAGCAGGCCAAACUCAAUCAAGGCCAAGAUGAUGCGAAACGAGCAAGAUUGGAGAAACACGAGCUUUCGCACGGGAGUAGCAGUGCUGGAAGCAGUACCGUGGGCAGCAGCACGGCUCUGGGUGGCUCAACCUCAACUGCUAGUGGCAGUAGCAGUGAGAGAAUGCGUAAAAGUGAAUCUCGGGAGCGUCCGAGCCUUCGGCACAACAGCGCAAACUCGAUCUUGUCUGCUGCGGAAUCGCAGCAUUCCUCAGCAGGCUCGGUGCCAUCCCCAGCGACGGCACAAUUUGACGUUGACAUUUCCACGAGAAACAAAUCACAACACUUGCGGCGAGGCUCCUCGUCAUUAAGAGGAUUGACGCACCAAGCCGAUGUACCACAGCCAUACCUUCCAUCACUUUCCGAUAUGCUGGCCCCCGGACAAGGGAAAAUAGGCGUCCCGGUGGCUGAGAAUGCUGUAUUUAUGCAUGGUUUUGCAACUAAUCCCAGAAUACCCAUCUCACACGGAACACACGUGCUGCCACUCGCUCCAGUACCGCCCCUCUAUCAUGAGACAUCGUCCAGUGGCAGUAGUGUGCCGACGACAUCGUCGGGCAGAGUUAGUCGUAAAUUGAGCGAUGGCCAUCUGCCAAUCCAUGCGCUCUUGUCAGACCACGACCAACAUCCCCAGCACAUCGAUGAGAGCCCGUCGUAUACGACUAGCUACGUUGCUAGUCCAAUUGAGCGAGGGAGGCCAACCUUUGGACAAUUCCAGGGUCCUAAGGGAUACGGUUUUCAGACUGCUUCCUCAGCUUUUCAGCACAUGAAGGUCGAGGAGACAAGCGAUGGCGAUGUGCUGAUGACUUCAGCAGACGCACCGCCUGCCAGCUCCAACACCAUUGCCGUAAGUGGGCUCGAUGGGGUGAACGCUUUAUUAAAGGCCGGUGAGAUGUUCGGCCAUCAGGGCCAUGGUUAA
Molecule: messenger RNA, 1566 nt
Organism: Trichoderma virens Gv29-8
Lineage: Eukaryota; Fungi; Ascomycota; Sordariomycetes; Hypocreales; Hypocreaceae
Exons: 7
Coding region: 1-1566 (521 amino acids)
Biological process (GO): regulation of gene expression
Cellular component (GO): nucleus
Molecular function (GO): protein binding
Source: RefSeq, a predicted model, not a curated record